Messenger RNA from Acanthoscelides obtectus, 6762 nucleotides. The record is from the annotation of a GenBank genome assembly. NCBI's taxonomy places the organism in Eukaryota, Metazoa, Arthropoda, Insecta, Coleoptera, Chrysomelidae.
UCGGCAGUCAGUCUACUCGCGUCUUUCCCACAGUGCAACAUGCUUCUCGCGUUCUUCGCCGUACUACUUGCGGUACCGCUUCUGCUGUGGUUCCUCCGCAACUCUUCUAACACUCUUUGGAUCGCACUUGGCUUCUAUCGACUUCACAAGAAACACAAAAACAUUCCACCAGGACCGAGGCCUUGGCCUAUUAUUGGCAGCUUACAUCUUCUAGCGAAGCACCAAAACCCACUGGAGGCAUUCACAGAAUUGAGCAAGAGAUACGGAGAUGUCUUUAGUAUCUACCUAGGCUCGACCCCCUGCGUGGUAGUGAACAGCUUUGAACUUAUCAAAGAAGUUCUUAUUACUAAAGGAGGAGAUUUCGUGAACAGGCCAGACUUCAUGAGGUUCCAUAAGCUUUUCGGGGGAGACAGAAAUAACUCUCUGGCCCUUUGCGACUGGUCUUCGAUUCAGCAAACCAGGAGGUCCAUAGCCAGGAUCUACUGCUCUCCAAGGUUUACUUCUCUCCAGUACGACAUGGUCAGCAACGUUGGAGUUCGUGAAAUAGAAUCUUUCCUAUCAAACCUGAGCACCUUACCUGUCAACGAACCUACGGACAUCAAACCAGCAGUUCUAGCGGCAUGUGCCAACAUGUUUACGCAGUACAUGUGUUCCACCAGUUUUUCGUAUGAAGAUCAGGAGUUCAAAAAAACUGUUAGAUUUUUCGACGAGAUUUUCUGGGAGAUCAACCAGGGGUAUGCUGUGGACUUUAUGCCGUGGCUUUUACCAGCUUAUACUUACCACAUGAGGAAACUUUCUACCUGGGCCACAGAAAUAAGACGUUUCAUUCUGAGCAGAAUAGUAGAUGAUCACAAAUCUACUCUAGAUUUAAAUUCACCACCUAGAGACUUCACAGAUGCUCUAUUGAUGCAUUUGGAAGAGGAUUCGCACCUCAACUGGCAACAUAUCAUUUUUGAAUUAGAAGAUUUCAUUGGUGGACAUUCAGCAGUAGGUAACCUGGUAAUGGUCACCUUAGCAGAGAUAGUAAAACACCCUGAGGUCCCUAAGCGCAUUCAGGAAGAGGUAGAUCAUGUAACUCGUAGCCAACGGUGCCCUACUCUAGCUGAUAAGCCCAAUAUGCCUUACACUGAGGCCACGCUUUGGGAGACGUUAAGAAUGGCUUCCUCGCCUAUUGUACCCCAUGUCGCAAGUUCAGACACCGACAUCGAUGGGUUUGCCGUUCCAAAAGACACCAUGGUCUUCAUCAACAACUUGGAGCUGAACAUGGGUGAAGAAUACUGGACAGAACCCAAAAAGUUUAUGCCAGAAAGGUUUCUGUCACCUGCUGGCAAAGUGGUGAAACCUGCGCACUUUAUACCAUUCAGCACAGGUAAAAGAACCUGUAUUGGCCAAAGAUUGGUCCAAUGUUUCAGUUUCCUAAUUAUAGCGUCGCUUUUUCAAAAUUAUGACGUGACAGCCGGCGGCAAAAUUGAGACAAAACCUGGUUGUCUAGCAGUGCACCCAGACUCGUUCAAGCUUGUACUAAGGCCUAGGGAAAGCUGUAAGGACUGAAGGGAGUAGUAUUCGAAAAAAUAAGCCGAUAUAUUGCCUUGAUUUCCCCUUCAUCGAAAUUUGUGAAGGAGGAUGAAACCUGAUCGGUUUAAUUAGAGUACCUGCCUUGGAUAUUUCAUUUAUUAUGAGACUGAGACUGAGGGGUUCGGGGCAGGGAAAAAAUGUGAUAUUUAAAAUUUUAUAAUUAUGAAACGAGAAAGGUGAUGACCGUAAGUGCAUUCAGCUUGUCCGAGGAAUUAUCCGUGGACGGGAUGAGUAGAAGUUACGUUGUCUCAAAAAAAAAAUGAGACAAAGCAAUGGCUCAACUAGGUUGAUUUUUUGAGCAUUUUUUGCGUUUUUAAAUAUAUCCUAUAAAUGUCGACUUUUUAUAUAUUAUUAUUAUGGUCAGAUAGUCAUUUUUGUAUUAAUUGCUAUUAAUAUUUCUGGUACUUUUUUGAAAAUAGUACUGACUGUUUGCCAAAAAUCAAAACGUAGUUUUAUGACUAGUAAGUACAAGAGAUAUUCUACAGUAGCCUUUGUAAAUAUGAGCGCAAAAUUGGACGUUUUUAUAUUCGUAUUUAUUGAAAACUAACAAAAAAAUCAUCCAAUUUAAUACAAGGUGAGUUUUUAGUGCGUUAUACAUAUGUUGAUGGAAAAUAUCCAAACAUUUCCAUCAAUAUACAUGGUUAUCCUAGUAAUCGGACUCCCGUUCUGUUCUUUAAAAACAUACGAAAAGGUGCUAAAAGUAACUUUUAAUAUCGUGUGAUAUUUCACUUUUAAGGAUCCCCUAGACCCACGCCAUUAGUCCGCUGCGAUAUUCGUGGCGAUAUAUUCUCCUAUAACUAUCUAAAACUGUAAUGACUCAUCGAUGUUCACGUGAACAUCACUUAACUACCAGUAGUCGGCUGUUCAUAGGCGGGGUAUGAAUGUUUAACAUGGGUGAACUAGAUGCCACAUUUUUGUUUCUUCCUUCACAACAUGACGGAUAGCAUUCUGCCAAGCUUCGGCGUUACUAGCUGUAUGGAAGUCUCAAGUAAAACCUUAACGUCUGGUAGUUUGAAGGUUGUGUUAUGGCGCGCAAUAUAAACCUUCACUUGAGCCCAGAUGAGCUCUAUUGGGUUCAGUUCACAGUGGUAGGGCGGUAACCGCAGCACAGUGACACCACAUUGACGGGCCAUCUCAUCAGUCACGUAACUAAUGUUCGCAGGUUUGUGCUGUUUAAUUUUUUCAUACAAUUCCGCUUUCACACAUGAAUCGUCAAACGGGAUUCCUUUUUCGCGCAACCAUUGCCGCAUGUCACUUUUUCGAGAUCCCAUAGUCGGUACACGUUCGGCUCGACGAUUAUGGUAGAAAGCAUUAUCCAUGACGAUCACAGAGUUGGGCUCAACUCGCUGAAGCACCCCUUGAAACCAGCUCUCGAAGCAGCUGGCAUUCAUUUCGUCAUGGUAAUCACCUCCUUUCUUAGAGACGAAAAUCAAGUCACACUCUUCUAAAAAGCCACUAUCGCUACCAAUAUGAGUUACGAUCAAUCUUUGACCUUUCCCUGACGGUCCACGAAGACCUGUUGACAAACCUUCAAUGCUUGCUUGUCGGUUACUCACUACGUUUUUGUCUAUCCAGGUUUUUUUAACUGUGUGACCUGCAUUUACCCAUGUCUCGUCCAAAUAAUAGAUUUUUCUGCUUUGUCGCCUAUAUUCAAUCAUUUCGCGUAGGUAUUUUCGACGCCAGACGACUAUUUCAGGUCUCUCUAUCAAUACUGACUUCCUAUUACGCGUUUCGUAACGAAAAUUAAUUUCGUGCAGGGAUUUCCUCAUUACCUCGACGCUCAUUUGGGGUAUAAUUUCAUUUUCCUUGAUUUUCCAUGUACAGCCUUGAGGGUUGGUAUCUCAUUCCUAAAGAAGAAUGAAUGUACGGUUCGCCUUAACGCCAUUUUGCUAUCGUCAUCCAAUUUAACGGCCUUUCGUCCCUUCAAAUUAAACUUUGGAUCAGUAGUAGCUCCAGUUUUCUUCUUUUCAUGCACCACCCUGCGAAUGGUCCACUCUGGAACGCCUGUCAUACUUUCACAACGCGCGAGUGCAUCUCCCUGCGAUAUAGUUCUGUUCAGAUAAUUGAACACGUUGAGCACGAUUUCUUUCGCGUCCCUCUUCAGUGCUUUACGAAGCAGUCUACUUGUUCCCUGGCUUUCAGUACUUCCACUCGUGCCAUUUGUACUCUCCAUGGUUAAGUGUAACCAAAACAGUAACCACAGAAACCACAACAAUAACAAUCACACAACAAUUCUUAUAAAAACACACAAUAUGCGAUCGCUCAACGAAACACAUUCCAAUGCGUUGCCGACGCCUAUGAGUCUGCCGGUCGAGGCGCGUCUUUGAUUUCAUUGGUUCUACCGGCGGAGAACAAUCAGCCAUUAUUUCCAUCUCUGUCUGUGCUGUUGACCACCGCAAAGCCACAGAAACGUCAUAUGUCGUACGCUAUACGGCUGUACUGGAAGGAAGCCGGGAUCGAGCUCUGAUCACGUGUUGAUCACGCGUAUAAGUCAUUACAGUUUUAAAUAGUUGUAGUAUACGAAUAUUUGAGGGACUUUUCAUAUCAAAGCGAGAAGAUUGCAGUGGAUUGACAGUAGACGGUGUGAGAGUGUCGCUUUUAAACCAAAUUAAAAAAUGUAUUCUUCAGAUGAAGCAAUUCUAUUUCUCGCUUUGGAGGACGAAGAACGGGGUAGGUAUGAAUUCCUUGCAAUACCUACGUUAGAUAAUCUAGAUCCAUUACAAGCCUUUCCUAACAUCGAAAAUGAUUCAAGACGUCCAACGAAUCUGUCAUUUUCUAUUUUUGGUCAAGAUCAGUUUAGCUAUGCCAAUAAUAAAAUAUAUUAAAAUUAUUCUUCAGUAUAAAGAGGUUGUCUCAUCAGUGUCAUUUAAUUCCGCUCCUAUAUCAUCGCGAAUUUUUUUCUUUUUUACGAACAUUUUUAUAGUCCCCGUUACUUAAGUCGUAAAGAAUUGGAAAUUGUUUAAUUACUUUUCAGUAUUUGCCAUUGCGACAGCGAAUAAAAACCGUGCAAGCAGACUAAGAUUUAGACGCUGUACUGUCGCGCCGCUACUGGCGAAACUGACGCACCUGGUCCGUUCUUUUUUAUUUACUUCUGGCAGAGUAGUUUCUGAGCGACAAUGUCGUCGCAAAUCAUUCGCAGUUGGCGCGAAAUAUUCGCGACGGUCUGGGGGAUCCUUAAUCAUCGUUGAAAAUUUUUAUUAAAAAAAAAACCUUACACUUCCCCGAUUCGAAAAUAGGUGCCAGAACCAGAAACUUGGUAGCCUAAGGGCCGUAUCGUCAGUCGUUCCUACAAUUGUAGGACGCCUUCAUGGCCUUCUUGAUUGAUAUAGUUUUCUACAACCUACUUCACAACCCCGAUAGCAUUAAAUAUUUAAAAAAAAAUGUUUGUUAAAUAUUUGUAACGACAAUAUCCCCAUAUGAGAAUAAAUUCUGACGAAACGUUCGUCUUCUAUGGCUCCUGUAAGGAAAGCUUCGAUUACAACCACAAACUCACCCUGUAUCGUUUAUUAAGCCGGAAGCAAAUAUCGUAUGCCACAUAUAUGUAUUUUUAACAAUGGUUUACGAUUCAUUUAAACAAGUAUUAAUGGAAUGAAGAUUAGACAGUAAGUAAUCAUGUAAUUCUUUUCUUGAGGUGAGAAUAAGACUGCUCAUAUUUGUGGACAGCAUAAAAUGGUACUUGAUUUUCCAUAGUAUACAGAGGCUUUAUUGUAUAUUUUUGACAUUUGUUUGAGUGAAACUGAAAUGCAAGUUUCAGUUUAUCUAAAAAACCCAUUUUAAAUACCUGUUAGUCAAAGCGAAAGCCUUUGCAUUCCUGGGAGAAAGGAUGAGGGUCUAUAAGCGGGUUUUUCCGCCCUGAAUAUAAUUAAAAUCUCAAGUUGAUCGCAUCUUAGAAAUUUUUGCGUUUAAAUAUUUUAGAAGCAUACGUAUUUUACAGUUCCGUCAGAAUUUUUUUAUCACUUGAUUGUUUUUUUGGAGGCCAAACUUCGCAAUAAAAACCCUGAUCCUUUUCCGAAUCAAUUUUUUAAUAAUAUCACGCUUGAUGGAUACCGCUUAACAUGUAUUAAGAGAUUUUCUGUUGUCGGGCUGUAACCUGGUGCAGAUUCGUUUAAGCAAUUUUCAAACAAAUUCAAACAAAAAGUGUUCUUUCACUUUAGAAGUUUUUUAGAUUAAUCUGAAUAACUAAGGUCCUUGAUAACUUUCCAAAAAAGUAUGUAGCACGACACAACAUAAAAAUCGCUGGGUCGCUCUCAGUAGAUUCUGUACAAGAGCUCUGUAUCGAAAUCUCGUGAAAGGAAGAAAGCGAAUAUUUUGUUAGCUCACCAUGUUUAGGCGCUCCAUGUGGAAUCCUGGACAGCUAUCAUGACGUUAUCUCAGUAACCGUUGCACAUAUUUUGAUAAAAUAUAGGCAUUUAAUAUUUUAUUUUCACCCUUACAGUGAUUGCAAUUCAUUCAGGAUAACUUAAGCUAAAGUGUACUCAACUCCCGCUGAAACGGAGCGCGUGACGUUUAAAUUGAAAGCUUGCAGUGUAGUUUUUGAAAUUCGGUUAGUGGCGGUGGAGAAAAUGGUCAAAAAUCGAAGUUCAACCUCCCCUUAAUCAAGUAGUAUUUUGAGCUUGGUUUAUUUCAAAGCUUUGUUCUUUAAUAGAACAUAUGGUGUUUCACAGACCCCAAAUCGCUUAAGAAUCGAAAAUGGUUAACCUCAGAGAAAAGCUACCGAGGACCUUUUUUCAGAAUGAUUCGAAUAAACCUAAGAAAACUUGAGCGAAAAACAAAAGUUGUAUAAAGAAAUUACUUCAACAGAUUUGUUAAGGGUCACCCAACAAACACGGUUAUGAAAAAGUCCAGUCGGAAAAUGUAUAUUACGAAUGUGGGGUCCUCGCCUCAUCUAUAUAGAGAUGUAAUAUAUUAUGUAUCCUUGUUUCAAAGUCUUGAUCGUCUUGAAUACAAGUUAGGAUUUCUGGUAAUACUGAUAUGUGAAUCUGUUAAAAUACAAUCUAUAUCCCAGAAAUUGUUACACUACUAUAACUAAUAGGCUUACACAUUGUGACAUCACCACAGUCUGCUUUACUGCAUCAUAUCAUUAUGAAUUAUUGCAUUGUAUAUAGUCCAUUUCAAUUUAUUGUGAAGGUUUAUUUGUUAUUUAUCUUUUUUAUCUUCUCCCCAGUGUUCGGUGUAAUGAGAUUUUUA